Molecule: messenger RNA, 2886 nt
Organism: Anarrhichthys ocellatus (wolf-eel)
Lineage: Eukaryota; Metazoa; Chordata; Actinopteri; Perciformes; Anarhichadidae
Product: voltage-dependent L-type calcium channel subunit beta-4
Exons: 11
Coding region: 1203-2498 (431 amino acids)
Biological process (GO): calcium ion transmembrane transport
Cellular component (GO): voltage-gated calcium channel complex
Molecular function (GO): voltage-gated calcium channel activity; protein binding
Source: RefSeq, a predicted model, not a curated record
UCACUAAUAUCUACACCACAGUACCGUACUGAGUAUGAAACUCAAAGAAAAGAAACCAGACUCAGUCUCACCGACUGCUGUCACAAACCGGGCUCGUAAAUGACAAACUGAGCUUAUUUAAAUAGAAGAAAUGUCGUGAGGUGCAUUUAAACAAAGAAGAGGGAGAAACUGAAGAGGGACUAAAGCUGCAACAAAACCAAACGGGUUCCUGCCCCUUGAAGAAAACCUGACAAAAUAUAAUACAAAAAUCCAAAAUGUCACCUUUGUAUCUGGGGGAAAAAGUUUGGAACAUUUUUUAUGUUGUUGUAAUACUAAUGUUGGCCACAAGAGGCUGAAGUGCACCGCGAUCACGUGUUCUAAAUUGGACUAAAAGCAUUCAUAUUUUUAUAUUUUUUCUUUCAGGUAAAGACUUUUUUCACAUGUUCUUAAGAUGAAAUAAGAUUUACUUCAUUGCAAUAAUGAUGCACACAGCUGCAAUGUGCUCCAAUGCAGCAGCACCACUAGAGCCCGGACCACCAGCCGGGCAGCGCCACCUGUUCUCCACUCAUCAACCAACACACGAGAGAAAACUAGCUAGAGCGGCCUUUGUCUUCCAUAGAAAACAGCAGCAGUGCUACGAUAAGAAGUCAGCUGGGAUGCUGCCUUUAACACCAGCAAAGGACACCAUGUCACCUGCCAUACAUAUUAAUAUUUCAACAAAUGAAGUCAUGAUCAAUUAUAGUUCAAUUAAAUAAAGCCAGUAAAAUAAAAUGAUUUCUAAAUAUAUAUAUAUAUUUUAACAAAUUAUUUAAUCGUAAACAAUAGUUUAAUUAAGCCAGUAAAUAAACAGAGAAUGUAAUCAUGUUCCCUCUAACGGCCUCGUAGUUCAAAGCAUAAGAAUUCAAAGGAUCAAAGCUGAAGAGAAGUGUUUGAAGCAGACAUCUUUGUAGAAGACUUGUUGGCUUAGGAGUGAGAUUCCCCCCCGCUGUGUGCUGGAGUGAUCACCUUCAUCAGGAGCUCUGAAAUAGCUCCUCUUCAUCAGCGGCCACCCGUUGCUGUGGGCUGUAAUAACUCUCUCUGUGUGCUUCUGUUCACGCUUUAACCCACAACAUACACUCUGACAGCAUCCUGAUGUAACGUCUCAUGUCCUGUGAGAUGAGCUCUCUAUUACAUAUUCAUGUUGCCUCCUCACUGCUGCGAUCGCUCUUCUUCUCGCUGCCGUCAUGCAGACUAAAGCGGUGGCGUUUGCCGUGAGGACCAACGUGAGCUACUGUGGCGCUCUGGAUGAGGACGUCCCGGUGGCCGGCACGGCCGUCUCCUUUGAUGCCAAGGACUUCCUCCACAUCAAAGAGAAGUACAACAACGACUGGUGGAUCGGCCGUCUGGUGAAAGAAGGCAGCGACAUCGGCUUCAUCCCGAGUCCUCUGAAGCUGGAAAACAUCCGAAUCCAGCAGGAGCAGAAGAGAGGACGCUUCCACGGCAGUAAGUCCAGCGGGAACUCCUCCUCCAGUCUGGGAGAUGUGGUGUCGGGGACAUUCAAGCCGAACCCAAACUCUGCAGGAAAGCAGAAACAGAAAGUGGCUGAGCACGUUCCUCCGUAUGACGUGGUUCCCUCCAUGAGGCCGGUGGUCCUGGUGGGACCGUCCCUGAAAGGUUACGAGGUGACGGAUAUGAUGCAGAAGGCUCUGUUUGACUUCCUGAAGCACCGGUUUGACGGAAGGAUAUCCAUCACACGGGUAACAGCUGACAUAUCGUUGGCCAAGAGGUCAGUACUAAACAACCCCAGUAAGAGGGCCAUCAUUGAGAGAUCCAACACCCGCUCCAGCCUGGCAGAGGUCCAGAGUGAAAUAGAGAGGAUCUUUGAGCUGGCCAGGUCUCUGCAGCUGGUCGUGUUGGACGCAGACACAAUUAACCAUCCAGCACAGCUCAUCAAGACCUCGUUAGCGCCCAUUAUCGUCCACGUUAAAGUGUCCUCGCCUAAGGUCCUCCAGAGGCUGAUCAAAUCAAGAGGGAAAUCUCAAAGCAAACACUUGAAUGUGCAGCUUGUUGCCGCGGAGAAACUAUCACAGUGCCCUUCUGAGAUGUUUGAUAUUAUUCUGGAUGAGAACCAGCUGGAAGACGCCUGUGAACACCUGGCAGAGUACCUGGAGGCUUACUGGCGUGCUACACACACGUCACUUAGCACGCCACUCAACCCGCUGUUGGGACGCAACCUGGGCUCCACCGCUCUCUCCCCGUAUCCUGCUGCCAUUCAGGCCCAAAGAAACCGCAACAGCAACCACACAACGACGGACCUUUCCCCCGUUGAGCGCCACAGCCUGAUGCCCGCCGAUGAGAACUACCAUAACGAGCAGGCUCGGAAAAACCGCAACCGUCUGUCCUCGGGCUCACAGCACAGCCGGGACCACUCGCCUCUGGUGGAGGAGGACUACCAGGACCCCUACCAGGAUUCUUACAAACCUCAUCGCAACCGGGGGUCCCCGGGCGGCUUCAGCCAGGACUCCCGGCACCGGCACUGAGCCGUCGGCCUGCUUGUCUUUCUCAAACCAACAACCGUGGACAGAAGAGUUUGAGGCAUUCUCGCUGUAACAAAACUACUACACUCAUUUGGACUUUAACAACCUCCUGUCGAUGUGUAGUACCUCGUUUUCCAUUUGGCCUUCUGCCAAAUGAGCAUUUGAACCUAAAUAAUAUGGACUGGAAGUAGCACAAGAGCAGAAUAGUUGCUGGACCUGAUCUGCCCCAUGAUGUGGCUUGUGAGUGAAGUUCAGUAGCAGGUGAUAGUGUGCGACGUUGGCUCUUCUGGACCCUCUCAGCUACAGUAGCAGGCAGGAAGGACUGUGAUUACAGGCCGCUAUACCGGCCUCAAGCCAGAGCCACGUGGUCAGCCAGCCCAGUAUCACUGCA